GGAUCCCAGGCAUCAUAUUCUUGUCGUCAGGGCUAUGUACUGAUGGGAGCGUCCAUCAGAACUUGCCAGGUCGACGGAAUUUGGUCAGGAGAGGAGCCUACUUGUCAAAUCUUUACUUGUAGCUCUCUGGAUGAUCCGGACAAUGGUCAAGUUUUCACUACCGGAUUCGAAGUUGGUGACACUGCCACUUACAUUUGUGUCGACGGCUACUCACUACAAGGAGAAGAGAUGAGAGAGUGUCACAGCAAUGGAGAAUGGUCCGGUUUUGCCCCUUUCUGCGUUGGAAACGUAUGUCCUCUACUGGUAGCUCCGGAUAAUGGCCAAGUGUUUGUUCGGGGAGUGACCGUAGGGUCCACGGCACGCUACUCUUGCCAGCAAGGUUUCGUUCUGCGAGGUGCGGCAGACAGGACCUGCCUCUCGCAGGGGACUUGGAGUGGCAGAGAGCCGGUGUGCCAAGCCGUGAACUGCCCCGAUCUUCCAGACCCAGCCAACGGAGAGGUCACCCUCUCUGGAAUCACAUUUGACUCCACGGCAACUUACAGGUGUGUGGUCGGGUUUGGACUUGUUGGAGUCAGUGUUAGAUAUUGUCAGGCAGACAGCACGUGGUCUGGACAGGCUCCAACUUGCCAGAUUUCGAUGUGCAGCAACCUUGAGCCGCCGCAGAAUGGCAACAUCGUGACAACUAGCACCCAGUUCGGAGGUAAGGCAACAUACUCUUGCACAGAAGGCUAUCAGCUGGAGGGCGAUGAAGUUAGAACCUGCCAGGCCAACGGAUUCUGGAGUGGAUCUGCCCCAUUCUGCAGCAUUGUGAACUGUGGUUUUCUGGAUCCUCCGAAGGACGGUCGUGUUAGCUUCACAAGUACCUCUUUCGGAGCUGUGGCUGCAUACGUUUGCUUCCCUGGGUAUCGUCUCGAGGGAGUCGAAGAGAGAACAUGCCAAGCUGACGGACAAUGGUCUGAUCAAGAGCCUUCCUGUCGAAGAAUUGACUGCGGUCUUUUGGAGAUUCCAAAGAAUGGAGACAUAUCGUUCAGUCAGGGAACCUUUUUCCGAUCCGUGGCGACGUACAACUGUGACGCUCCGUUUCAACUGGUUGGCUCUGUAACUAGAGUCUGUCAGAGCAACAUGGAGUGGUCUGGGGAGGCACCUGUCUGCGAGUCUAUUGAGUGUGAAGAUCUGCAGAGCCCAGAAAAUGGUCUUGUGAUAGUCCCCAGUCGACUACCCGGCAGUACAGCCACCUACUCGUGCAACACUAGCUUCAACCUGAUUGGGAGCCAGACUCGCUCCUGCCUCAACAACGGCUUCUGGAGUGGAGUUGUUCCCAUAUGCCAAGCUGCUGACUGUGGUCCAUUGAAACCUCCGAGAAAUGGAGAUGUCGAGGUUACGGGCACCACCAUUGGCUCAAUCGCCAGCUAUGAAUGUUUCGAGGGAUAUUACCUGGAGGGAGAUGAAAUUCGGACUUGCGUCGAUGGAGGAAUUUGGACCGGAAACGACCCUACUUGCAGUCCGAUUGAUUGCGGAAUACUUGAGGACAUUUUCAAUGGUUUUGUGGAGUUUGAUUCCACACUGUUCGGAUCAAUUGCCUCCUACACUUGCAGAGACGGAUUUGUAUUGAUGGGAAAGGGCAUCAGACAAUGUAUAGAGAGUGGCCAGUGGAGUGGCGAUGAACCUGUUUGCCAAGAGGUGAACUGUGGCCAGUUAGGGAGACCAGAGAACGGACAGAUUCUCAUUUCGGGGACAUCGUUUGGUUUCACGGCGACGUACAACUGCAACGACGGAUACAUCAUCGCCAGAGGAUCGCAG
Messenger RNA from Geodia barretti, 1800 nucleotides. The record is from the annotation of a GenBank genome assembly. Lineage: Eukaryota; Metazoa; Porifera; Demospongiae; Tetractinellida; Geodiidae.